Molecule: messenger RNA, 585 nt
Organism: Spinacia oleracea (spinach)
Lineage: Eukaryota; Viridiplantae; Streptophyta; Magnoliopsida; Caryophyllales; Amaranthaceae
Exons: 3
Coding region: 1-327 (108 amino acids)
Molecular function (GO): zinc ion binding; nucleic acid binding
Source: RefSeq, a predicted model, not a curated record
AUGACAGAGUGGACGCGAAUUAGAACUCAUACAAAGAAAAUGUACGAAUUGGACUUUGUAAGUGAUAAGCAAGCAUCGGUAAAAGUAAAGAGUAAGAAAAUCAAGAAAAAGGUUCCGGAGAAGAUCCAACGCAAGGGUGCAUCUCCAUCUACUUCAGGAAGGCAAGUGGCGCCAUCCAAGAAGAAGAUGAAGAAGGAUCGUUCUCCAUCUACAUCGCAAUGCUUCAAUUGUAAUGAAAUUGGUCAUUACAAGCAAGAUUUCCCCAAACUAAAGGAAGAGAAGAAGGACGGAAACGUUGCUUCUCCUUCAGGGACUAAGGAGAGGUAGAAAGCUUGAUAAAGGCGAGAUGGAUCUACGCGUGGGAAAUGGAGCACGGAUUGCUGCAUUAGCCGUAGGAUCUUAUUUUAUUUCUUUGCCUAGUGGGUUUGUUUUGGAACUAGAAAACUGUUACUAUGUUCCUAGUAUCACCAGAAACAUCAUUUCCGUUUCAAGUUUGGAUUCUAAAGGUUUUAGUUUUCAAUUUAAAGACAAUAGUUGUUCUUUUUCUUUCAAUGGAAUGUUUUAUGGUUCAGCACAACAAGAAAA